AUGAACGUCCUCAAGUCGAUGUUCGGUGUAUGUAGCAGUUCAGGCGAGAAGGGAGAAGUUCAUGACACUAUCCGAAGGGUGUUUGGCAACGAGAUGGUCUUGAAAGAUAACAAUGAUAAGCAUAAUCAGAGAACACGCUACCUUAGCCACAUCCGAGAAAAUCUGCCAAAGAUUCUUGAGGCGAAGAUGGUAGCGCCGACUCAUAAAAGUAAAACAUCCAAAAGACAUGCACCCAUUGUGACAGAGAGUACAGAUAAUGAUGAAAGGCCAGGCAGAAUUGGACCAAAAAUAGUUGUUUUUGAUGCUUCUACAGGCACGGGUCGCCUCGUGCUAGUUGGUGACGAACGCGUGAGUGUGCAAGGUCUAUCGAGCUUUGCGACAAUUCGGGCCACGGCCUGCGCAUUUGCAGGAAAGUGGAUGUAUGAGGUUCAGCUUGGCACUAAAGGCAUUAUGCAGAUUGGCUGGUGUACAUCCUCCUGCGUAUUUUCAAUGGACACCGGAGUAGGAGACACGGCUCAUUCGUACGCCUACGACGGAGGCCGAAUCCGGAAGUGGAACGUGGCCACCUCGCCUUACGGGCAAUCGUGGCUACCUGGUGACGUCAUUGGAUCUUGUCUUGAUUUGGAUAAGGGAACUUUGGAAUACUACAGAAAUGGAGUGUCAAUGGGCAUCGCAUUCAACAAAGUGGCUUAUGGUGCCGGUAUUGCAUACUUCCCUGCUGUAUCAUUGGCGAUGCAAGAACAUCUCUACGCCAAUUUUGGACAUGUGCCGUUUGUGUUUCCAGUAGAGGGCCACGCACCGUUACAAUUAGCACCGACAAAGGAAUGUAUUCGAGCGGCGCUGCUCUUUAAAAUGUUGGACUCCUUGUUGGAUGAACUGGCUCACCUGUCCGACUUAAAACCUCCAGUAACACCUAAACAUAGUAAGGAGGCUGUUGGUGCUGGCGCGCACCCGCUGCAUUAUAGGGGCUUGUCGCUUUGA
Messenger RNA from Hyposmocoma kahamanoa, 981 nucleotides. Its product is annotated as E3 ubiquitin-protein ligase RNF123-like. NCBI's taxonomy places the organism in Eukaryota, Metazoa, Arthropoda, Insecta, Lepidoptera, Cosmopterigidae. The transcript has 8 exons. Bases 1 to 981 code for a protein of 326 amino acids. Gene Ontology annotation, molecular function: protein binding; ubiquitin-protein transferase activity. Gene Ontology annotation, cellular component: cytoplasm. The record is from RefSeq and is a predicted model, not a curated record.